This is a messenger RNA of Hibiscus syriacus, 998 nucleotides long. Its product is annotated as xyloglucan endotransglucosylase/hydrolase protein 22-like. Lineage: Eukaryota; Viridiplantae; Streptophyta; Magnoliopsida; Malvales; Malvaceae. Gene Ontology annotation, biological process: xyloglucan metabolic process; cell wall biogenesis. The transcript is spliced from 3 exons. The coding region runs from base 39 to 875 and encodes 278 amino acids. The record is from RefSeq and is a predicted model, not a curated record. Gene Ontology annotation, molecular function: xyloglucan:xyloglucosyl transferase activity; hydrolase activity, hydrolyzing O-glycosyl compounds. Gene Ontology annotation, cellular component: cell wall; apoplast.
UCCCAAUCCCAAAUCAUCAAAGACCAAAUCAAAAACACAUGAAGAUUUCUUCUCUGCUAGUGUCUGUUUUGCUCGGCCUCGUGUUGGUUACUUCAGCUGCAAACUUCAACCGAGACAUAGAUGUCACAUGGGGAGAUGGCAGGGGCAAGAUUCUGGAGAACGGCCAGCUCUUGACGCUCAGCCUCGACAGAUCCUCCGGUUCUGGGUUUCAGUCCAGGAAUGAAUAUCUCUUCGGGAAGAUCGAUAUGAACGUCAAGCUCGUUCCGGGAAACUCUGCCGGCACCGUCACUACGUAUUAUCUUCGUUCACAAGGAUCGAAGUGGGAUGAAAUAGACUUCGAGUUCUUGGGGAACCUCUCCGGCGAGCCGUACACGGUGCACACGAAUGUAUAUUGCGGGGGGAAAGGAGACAGAGAGCAACAGUUUCACCUUUGGUUCGAUCCCACCAAGGAUUUCCAUACCUACUCUCUUCUUUGGAACCCUCAACGCAUCAUCUUCUCUAUCGACGGCACUCCGAUCAGGGAGUUCAAGAACCUGGAGUCCAUUGGCGUUCCGUUCCCGAAGAGCCAGCCGAUGAAAGUGUCCUCGAGUCUCUGGAACGCCGAUGAUUGGGCGACUCGCGGUGGACUCAUCAAGACGGACUGGAGCAAAGCUCCUUUCACGGCUUCUUACAGGAACUACAAGGCCGAUGCUUGUGUGUGGUCUUCCGGCAAAUCAAAGUGUUCGUCUUCUCGAAAUUCGUGGCUGUCGCAGGAACUGGACAUCACCAGCCAACAGAGGCUCCGAUGGGUGCAGAAAAACUACAUGAUCUACAACUACUGCGCCGAUACCAAGCGGUUCCCUCAGGGACUUCCUAAAGAAUGCACUGUUCGUUAACGACGGCGGCGACUUAUAUGAAUGCUUGUUUAAUAUUCGAGCGUAGUUCAAAAAUGGCUUAUUGUAUUAUUUUUUUUGUAUUCAGUGUCUUUUCAAUAUGUAACAUAAGAUCAAUAAUAAUUU